GCCUUCAUGUCAGACAACACUCGAGGAGGGAAACUGCCGCCUUUACGCUCACCGCCGCAGGAACUUUCUACAUGACGGCAGCAACUAUCGCGGAGCAUUACUAACGCCAGAUAAACUCGCUUUUACCGCGGGAUUACUGCCAGCUGAACGGGAUUUCAUAUCCUGGCAGUCGGGGUUAUGGAUUUUAACCUUCUGGCGGACAGCGAGGCCCGAAGCCCAGCACUGUCUCUCUCGGACUCCGGAACCCCUCAGCAUGACCCGGGAUGCAAGGGUCAGGACAACAGCGACACGGAGAAGUCGCACCAGAACCAGACGGACGAGUCCACCGCGGAGGACGGCUCCCUGAAGAAGAAGCAGCGGCGGCAGCGCACGCACUUCACCAGCCAGCAGCUGCAGGAGCUGGAGGCCACGUUCCAGCGCAACCGCUACCCCGACAUGAGCACGCGCGAGGAGAUCGCCGUCUGGACCAACCUCACCGAGGCCCGCGUGCGGGUGUGGUUCAAGAACCGGCGUGCCAAGUGGCGUAAGCGCGAGCGGAACCAGCAGGCGGAGCUGUGCAAGAACGGUUUCGGGGCGCAGUUCAACGGGCUGAUGCAGCCGUACGAGGACGUCUACUCGGGCUACACCUACAACAACUGGGCGGCCAAGGGCCUGUCCAGCGGCCCGCUGUCGGCCAAGAGCUUCCCCUUCUUCAACUCCAUGAACGUGAGCCCCCUGUCCAGCCAGCCCAUGUUCUCUCCGCCGCCGUCCUCGCUGCCCUCCAUGAACAUGGCGACCGGCAUGGUGCCCUCGGGGGUGGGGGGGGUGCCCGGCUCCGGCCUCGGUAACCUGGGCAACCUCAACAACCUCAACGGGGGCGGCGGGCUGAACUCGGCGGCGGUGGCGGUUUCCGCGGCGACGGGGUGUCCGUAUGCGGCGGCGGCCGCGGCAGCCUCGGCGGGGCCCUACAUGUACAGAGACACCUGCAACUCCAGCCUGGCCAGCCUGCGGCUCAAGGCCAAGCAGCACGCCAACUUCGCCUACCCGGCCGUGCAGAACCCCGUGGCCAACCUCAGCCCCUGCCAGUACGCCGUGGACCGACCCGUAUGA
Sardina pilchardus (European sardine) is the source of this 1089-nucleotide messenger RNA. It is a transcript of the gene pitx3, whose product is annotated as paired-like homeodomain 3. The transcript has 4 exons. Gene Ontology annotation, biological process: anatomical structure morphogenesis; regulation of transcription by RNA polymerase II. Gene Ontology annotation, cellular component: nucleus. The coding region runs from base 178 to 1089 and encodes 303 amino acids. The record is from RefSeq and is a predicted model, not a curated record. Lineage: Eukaryota; Metazoa; Chordata; Actinopteri; Clupeiformes; Clupeidae. Gene Ontology annotation, molecular function: DNA-binding transcription factor activity, RNA polymerase II-specific; RNA polymerase II cis-regulatory region sequence-specific DNA binding.